Monodelphis domestica (gray short-tailed opossum) is the source of this 2359-nucleotide messenger RNA. RefSeq names its product ORMDL sphingolipid biosynthesis regulator 2 (gene ORMDL2). NCBI's taxonomy places the organism in Eukaryota, Metazoa, Chordata, Mammalia, Didelphimorphia, Didelphidae. The record is from RefSeq and is a predicted model, not a curated record. Gene Ontology annotation, cellular component: endoplasmic reticulum membrane.
GCAUAGCCCCGCCCCCACACGUGGGCUUGCCAGCGCAGAGGAUUGGAAAAGGACUGGUUCCUUUCCGCCAGAGUGACGGGAGCACAGGCUAACCGUAACAUCGCACACCAAAACUGAUGACCAAUGAGCUACGGCAGCGCAGAGUCUGGCGACCCAAUGGGGAUGAUGUGGGGGCAGGACCACUUUCAGGAGACAACAGGUGGAGAGAAGUUCAAGGAUCACUGCAGUCACCAAACCGGUAACAGGGAGGCUAACCAAAGGAGAGAGCAGCCCAGGCAGGGUGAGCUCCUGACUCACUACUGUAGCAGGAUGAAUGUGGGGGUGGCGCACAGCGAGGUGAACCCCAACACAAGGGUAAUGAACAGCCGAGGCAUCUGGCUAGCCUACGUCAUCCUGGUAGGGCUUCUGCAUGUGGUUCUACUCAGCAUCCCCUUCUUCAGCAUCCCAGUGGUCUGGACCUUGACCAACGUCAUCCAUAACCUGGCUAUGUAUGUUUUUCUGCACACUGUGAAGGGAACACCCUUUGAGACCCCAGACCAAGGCAAGGCCCGUCUCCUUACCCACUGGGAGCAGAUGGACUAUGGGCUCCAGUUCACCUCCUCUAGAAAGUUCCUCAGCAUUUCUCCUAUUGUGCUCUACCUCCUGGCCAGCUUCUACACCAAAUAUGAUGCUGCUCACUUUAUCAUCAAUACAGCUUCGCUACUCAGUGUCCUACUGCCUAAAUUACCCCAGUUCCAUGGUGUCCGUCUCUUUGGUAUCAAUAAGUACUAAGAUCUUGCCAUGAUCAUGAGGUGUAGGCAAAGGGCUGGUCUAUCCGGCUUCCCUUUAGCUGCUGAAGAUCUGAUGAUCAACUGACUUUUUUUUUUUUUUAAACCAAUCCCAGGCAUAUGAAUUGGGAUGGGGGUGGGGAAGUGACAAGUCCCCUUGUGCAAGGGCAGGUUCCUUAGAAUCAAGAAAGGUAGAUAGGAGUGAAACCUACUGUCCCUUCUGGUGCUAAAGUUUUUCUUCUUCAACUAUCUUUGCUAUGUAUUUCUUUGUAAUAAAAACUUAUUUUUCAAAUAUAAAUCUAGAGGAGUCAGCACUUGUAAGAGUUGAGGAAAGGGGAAAGGACCACAUUCAUCUAGUCUUCAAUUUAAAAUAAACCUCUUUCUAAUUGUAUUAUAUUGCAUGCCUCCUGGCAACUUUCUUAUCCCCACUCUCCAAUGAACCAAGAGCUAGUUAUCAGAGUUAAUUAUCACAUAUAGAAUAGGGUCAGGGCAAGUGGGCACACAAAAGAGGUAGGCAUAGCUUGCCAGUUAUAUUUAUAGAAAGGUAAAUCCCCUGGCUUUAAAUAGAUACGUACAUACAAAUAUGAACAAACUUAAAAAAAAAAACAACCCUUUGAUUACAUAGGGAUAGCUGGGGAUAACCCACCACCACCACCAAACUUGGAUUUUUUUUGUUUGUUUGUUUUUCUGCCUCCUUCCCAAUCAGGGCAUGGGGACUUGAGUCUGCUUAAAAAAAAAAAAAAUUUUUUUUUGUCAAAUCAGCCAUCCCUGCAGAAACAAGCCUGAGGUUAGGUAGGAUCCACAGAAUAAAAAGAGGCAGCAUUCCCAUUCCCUGAAUGGUCCUGGGCUUUUACCCACCCCUGAACAUAAAGGCUACCUGCCUCCUCUGCUGUCUCUUAACCUGGAGGAUAGAGGAGAGGGCCCAGAAACAAAGGCCUAAGUUCACAGCAGAAUGAGAGUCACCUUGGCCUUCAGAAGGAGGACAAUAUAAAAAUCCCCCCUGAAUGUUCUAUGUUCUGUCCCCCAUAAAACAUUCAUCAAUCCCAAUCCUAGACGUGGUCUAGGCCCAGGGCCCUUCUUUCCAACCACCCCACUAUUUCUUUGGUAUUGGCCUCUAACAAGGUUCAGUUCUUAAGUUCCCAGAGUGGGGAUUCAGUGGCUUCCCACAAGUCACUGAGUGAACAGUUAAUGCUUGAAACUUUUUAAAUAUUGAAAAUUAAAAACAAAACAAAACAAAUUCCAUCCUAUGCUGUACACAGCCCUUAUGACUCCCUGACACUGAGCUGAGGAAGGUGAAGAAGAAGAGACAGGGCAUCAGCGCUGGAAGGGCCUCCUCACUUUUUUUCGACGCUUCGGUUUGGCUUCUGAACCCUUGGGUGCUGUGGAACUGUCUGGCCUGGAAGGUGGGGUGGCCCCAGGCCCCCCAGAUUGAGAAGCUGCAAAGAAAUUUCCAUUGGGCAUCUGCCCUGGAGGAACCUGAAAGAUCCGGCUGAAGAAAUCCUGGAGGUCAGCAACUGAAGCAGGAGGGGCAUCCGGAGUGGCUCUACAGAAAAAUAAAUGUUGUGGUGAGGAGAUGAACACCCCUAAAGAUA